Molecule: messenger RNA, 1281 nt
Organism: Danaus chrysippus (African queen)
Lineage: Eukaryota; Metazoa; Arthropoda; Insecta; Lepidoptera; Nymphalidae
Source: the annotation of a GenBank genome assembly
AUGAACAGAGAUAAGAGAGAACCAGAGUAUCCUGCGGAGCUAGAGUCUCAGUUUAUUCUUCGUUUACCGGAGGAUCCAGCAAAAGUAUUGCGAGAGCUACUUAAAACUGGAGAUAACAUAAAAAGUCGUCUAACAAUUCAAAUAGAUAACGAUAUGAGAAAUGGGGAGGUACGAUUUGACCAUUGGUUAAUGCAUGCGAAAAUUGUAGACUUACCAACUAUCAUCGAGUCAUUGAAGACAAUUGACAAUAAAAGUUUCUAUAAAACAGCCGAUAUAUGUCAGAUGAUGAUAUGUAAAGAGGAAGCAGAUCAACCGCCUUCAGAAGAAGAAUCGCCUUCAAAAAAUAAAAAAAAGGACCCCUACAAAGUUGAUAAGAAAUUUCUUUGGCCACACGGUGUGACACCGCCUACCAAAAAUGUAAGGAAGCGUCGCUUUCGCAAAACUUUAAAGAAAAAAUAUGUAGAAGCACCUGAAAUUGAGAAAGAAGUAAAAAGAUUGUUAAGAGCUGAUAAUGAAGCUGUCAGUGUCACUUGGGAAGUUGUGAAAGAAGAGGAUGAUCAACUUAAGCCAGAAACUGGUACCCCAACACCAACACCAAAAGCAGAGAAAAAGACAAAAGCAGCUGAAAGAGCAGCAAAGAAAGGUGCAGCUGCUGCAGCAACCAAAGCUGCAUCUGCAGCAGCCGCCGCCGCCGCUGCUGCUGCUUCUGCUGCGGCUGCAGCCGCCAGUGCCAAUAACUCUGAGUCUUCUAAUGUUGUUGAUAUAUUUGGCAGUGCCGUAAGUGACAGUGAUGCAGAAGAUGACAACAUUAAUGUAGAGUUGGAUGAUAGUCACUUCUCAACUUACGAUAGCCGCCUAUCCGACAAUAGUUCAGUUUUAGGCUUGGGAGAAAUGCAAACAAAAAAAGAAAGCUACCCAAUUGAAUUUGAUUCACAAAUGUUUCAAAGUGGUCAAAGCAAUAAAAGAUCUAAUAGAAGCCGAGCCACAACUCCAGCAACUUCAACAGUUACCAAGAGUGGAGGGUUGUCAUCUGAAGAAGACGGAGAAUAUUCACGAGAUAUGUCUAAAGAUAAUAUGUCAGUGAGAAUUGAGGAACUCCGAACUGAACUAGAAGAGUUGAAACAGCGCAAACAGAGAAUGCAGUAUGAAAUUGCUGGAAUGGAAAAUUUGGCUUUACGACAAAGAUUUCAAGAGAUACUACAUACACUAAACCAGGAUGUUAUGUAUAAGGAAAUGGAAUAUCAAGGUCUCAUCACAUUACAAAAUUCUGAAGAUAUAUGA